CAAAUGGCGUAAUUAAGAUAACAGACAGUGACAAAUAUUGCACAUUCUGCGAACCAAUUUCGUAUCUCAGUAUUUUUCUUUAAAAAUCCUUAAUGUAUACGAAUAUUCUUCACACAAAUUUAAGCCCAAAUCAUACUAAACUGACCACGUCAUGUGAAUUCUUUUGUAAUCGAUAAAUUUUAAUUAAAUGUCGAGAAUGAAGAAACUAACGGGUUCAUUUCGCUACACACAAUGGGAUCCCUGCCUCAUUGUGUCCCAGAUUGUGGCUAUGCAGUCUGUGCUGUAUCUUACCCUGAGUCUGCUGAUUGCUAUCAUGCAGGAUCUGACUGGGUCGACCAGGACUUUAGAUCAUAUCUUCGAGUAUCAUGAGCUGCACGUCCGAGACAGUGAGGGCCGCUCAGUGAUCAUAGCGUUUGUAAUAAACGCCAUAUUUGGUGCGAUUGCACUGUGGCUCCUAGUCGGGAGGACUAAGCUGUGUCUAGAUUUCAGUUGUACAUACCACUUCAUCCACCUCUUCAUUUGCUGGUGCUACAACGGAGCCUUCCCCGUGACCUUCUCCUGGUGGACGCUGAACGUGGUCUGCGCAGCCAUCACCUGCGUCACCGGGGAGUUCCUGUGUCUCCGCACCGAGCUGCAGGCCAUACCGCUGAGCAUGGGGGCUAAGGUUGACUUAUGAGUCAUGUUGUGAAGUUAAAAAUAGGUUAAAUAGAUUUUGUACAUUAAAGAAUAUAGUGACCAACUCCACAAGUGGCCGCGCUGGGAAUCUAAACCUAAUCUUCAGCUUAUACACCGUGUUUUUUUUUCCGUUAAAUUCGACACGUCGUUAGGUUCAUUAUCAGGAAUCACCCUAUAUAUUACUUUUAGUUAAAUUCGCAAAAAAAAAUCAUAAUUUUCAUACA
This is a messenger RNA of Leguminivora glycinivorella, 899 nucleotides long. It is a transcript of the gene Sys1, whose product is annotated as protein SYS1 homolog. Lineage: Eukaryota; Metazoa; Arthropoda; Insecta; Lepidoptera; Tortricidae. Gene Ontology annotation, cellular component: Golgi membrane; trans-Golgi network. The record is from RefSeq and is a predicted model, not a curated record. The transcript is spliced from 3 exons. Gene Ontology annotation, biological process: Golgi to plasma membrane protein transport; Golgi to endosome transport; protein localization to Golgi apparatus. Bases 188 to 676 code for a protein of 162 amino acids.